AUAGCUGGCUUCAUUAUAUUGGGUUUACGCCUCCAAGUUUGUUAUCGCCGAGAAAAUCAACAAACGAAGAAAUGGCCGCCGAGGAAGGACAAGUCAUCGCCCCCAACUCCGUCGACGAAUGGAAGCAGCUUUUCCAAAAAGGCGUCGAAUCUAAGAAACUCGUUGUUGUUGAUUUCACUGCUUCAUGGUGUGGACCUUGUCGUUUCAUCGCCCCUAUUUUGGCUGAGAUUGCCAAGAAGACACCACAAAUCAUCGUUGCCAAAGUUGAUGUGGAUGAUCUCAAGCCUGUGGCGGCAGAAUACGGAGUUGAGGCCAUGCCGACCUUCGUGUUCCUUAAAGAAGGAAAGGAAAUUGACAGGGUUGUUGGUGCAAGAAAGGAAGAAUUGCAGGCAACAAUCAAUAAACAUGCAACUGUUGUUGCUUAAACAUAGCUGUGGCUUUUGCUUUUCUGCGAAAUGUGUUUACUCAUAUUUAAUUGAGCCUUCAAUAUGUGCUUGAACCUUGCAUCAGGAAUUAUCCAUCUCUUUUAUGUGUCACUUCUUGUUAAUCAAGUGAAGGAUCGAUUUAUUUUAAUAAGAAUUCCCUUUUCUUUUUCUUCAA
Salvia hispanica is the source of this 600-nucleotide messenger RNA. RefSeq names its product thioredoxin H-type 1-like. Lineage: Eukaryota; Viridiplantae; Streptophyta; Magnoliopsida; Lamiales; Lamiaceae. Gene Ontology annotation, molecular function: protein-disulfide reductase activity. The record is from RefSeq and is a predicted model, not a curated record.